AUCACCGCAGCCUUUCGAGCCUGUGCUCUCAUCUGUGCUGCCGCCUCACGCAGCUCCAACACAAGCGUCCCAACCUGAGAGUCAAACGUCCAGUCUGCAAGAGUUAAACGAACAACACGUCAUGGCUGCUCCUGUUUUCACAAAGAGACUGCAGGACCUGGUGGCGUCAGAAGGGCAGCUGGUGGUGCUAGAGUGCCGUGUGAAGGGAGUGCCAUCACCCAGAGUGGACUGGUACAAAAAAGCAAAACUCAUUGAGGACUCUCCUGACUUCAGGAUCCUGCAGAAAAAGCCCAGAUCUCCAGCCGAACCAGAAGAAAUAUGUACGUUGGUCAUUGCUGAGGUGUUAUCUGAGGAUACGGGGAUGUUUAAGUGCACGGCCAGCAACUGCUAUGGAAUAACGUCCAGUGACGCAGAGUUGAAGAUCAAAGGAAAUGGUGGUAACAACCAUGCAAUUCAGCCUUUUUGCACUUUAACUGUGGAGCCCAGUCGAGUCCAAGAACCUCCCGCAUCAGAUCUCACCUCCCCGCCUGUAAAACCUCACACAGACCUUAUUUUGACUAAUAACAUCAAGCCUCACUCCAGCACCAUCCGCCUGGAUCCACUUGUCAACAGCACUUUACGUCUGGAUCCGUUAAACACCAGCACACUUCGUCUGCAACCCAACAGCUCCAGUAUGCUGCGUCCAGACCCUUCUUGUGCCAGCCUGCCUGGUUUGGAUCCCAACAGUCUCAACGCUCGCAGCGUUAGUACCCCUAACUUAGACCCGUUCGGCUUCCACCAGGAGGCACCACAGAGUCCAAGACAGCCCAAACCCUUCACUUCCAUACCUAUGGUUAAUCAGGAGGUGUCCAGACCUGCACCUGACACAAGCCCCAAUCUCAAAGCACCUCUAAACAGUCCUGAAACCUUUGUUACGUUGCCCCUCCCCGACCCGCCUCCAAACUCCUGCCUGAAGUCGGGCGUCUUUACAAACCCCAAAGAGUUACGUUCUAGCUCCAAAGUCGGUCUGCGUGUACAUUUCAGACUCCCUGAAGAAGAGGAGAAUGAGCAAAGUGACAUGUCUGCUCCACCUGAUGAAGAGACUUCUGAUGACUUGUUCGACAAAGGACCCCCACCAGUGCUGGCAAAACCCAGACUGGAUCCUGCUCAGCUGCAGAUCCUUCACAACCAAGUUCUCCUGGAGCAGCAGCAGGACGGCGAGCCCCCGACUCAAACCCACAAUCAGCCUUCACUCCAGGUUAAGCCAGCAGAAGCUUGUGAGGGUCCGCCCUGGUCCCACAGAGAAAACCGUGAUUCCCAUGCGCCCUAUCGUAACACCACCUCGCAGAUGACACCUAAAUCUACACCUGCACCUGCGAUCAACAUUGCUGCACCUCCAUCCAUCUCCUCCCUGGUGACGUCCCCUCCACCUAUCCCACGCUUAGGCGCAACCCCACCUGUCAAUGCAGCACCUUUGACCCAGAUGAACACCAUCCACGCCUCCCAUCUCAAUCUGUCUGCAGCGGUUCUAGCCAGAAGUGCACCGACCCCACAAUUCUUCCCCCAGCCGGCGUCCAACGCCAGUCCGAGCUCAAGAGAUCCAACGCCGGCCUCCCAACAGCACAUCGUGUCCCCAGCCGCCCUGCUGAGAAGCACCCACGCCUCUCUCAUGAACCUGACCCCGACCUCGCAGACCUUCAACUACGCCCGCCCUAAAGAGUUCAUCACUGCUCAGACCGUCAGGAGUCUCUCGCCAACACAAUCCCCUGUCCCGCUUCUCCAUGAGCUCGCAGCUGAGCUCAACUCCACGGCGGCCAGCUCGCCAACGCUCCCGCCAUUCUCUCCCCCGGUUAGAACCUUCCACACAAGAGUGCUGCAAUCCCCCACCAGUCCGCCGUCACUCGUAUCCUCACCCACGCCGGGCUUUAGCAGCGCCUACACCUUCAGGGCCCAAUCGCCUCCCCAGGCCUCCUCACCCACCUCCAGCAGCUCCACCCCAAGCCCCAUCCAGAACCCAGUGGCUUUCCUGAGCUCCAUCCUGCCUUCCCUGACCUCGUUUCAGCCCACAAACUCCAUGGGCCUUCCCAGAGGAGCUCCUUUAGGGUUGAACAAGAAGGUACCGAAGACGCGUCUUCCGACGACUGAGAGCAUUCGUGAGAGCAAAGAAGCUCUUCUUCAUGAUAUUGAGAAAAAACUGCAAAGUAAAGAUGAUCUUCCCCUUUUUGCCCACCAACAGAAGCUGAGUAAUGAGGGGAAAACAGCCCGCAGACGCCUUGUUGGACCAAACAUUCCAGCUACUGUCAUUAACUAUGAUGAGGAGUACAAAGUUUCCAAUUUUGAGCAGAGAUUAAUGAGCGAGAUCGAGUUCCGCUUAGAGCGAACGCCCGUGGAGGAGUCGGACGACGAGGUGCAACAUGACGACGUCCCCUCCGGGAAAUGCAUCGCGCCCAUCUUUGACAAGAAACUGAAGAACUUCAAAGCCAUGGAGGGCGUGCCUGUCACUUUCUCCUGUAAAGUUGUUGGCAUCCCCAUUCCAAAGGUGUACUGGUUCAAGGACGGCAAGCAGAUUUUGAGGAAUAAUGUCCAUUACAAGAAGAUAAGAGAAGGUGAUGGUACGUGUGCUUUACACAUAGAGUCUACAAUCGCUGACGAUGACGGAAACUACACCAUAAUGGCAGCAAAUCCACAGGGACGAAUCAGCUGUUCGGGUCAUUUGAUAGUCCAAACAGGACCACCCCGAAGUCGCCUGACCCCCAUUAACUCUCAGAGGGUACGAUCUCGCAUCCAGGAAGUUGAAGGGGAGAAAACCCAGGAGCAUAUUUUCCGACCUCACUUCCUCCAGGCUCCAUCAGACACGACGGUACACGAGGGGAGGGUCUGCAGACUCGACUGUAAGGUGAGUGGCCUGCCCAACCCUGAGCUCAUGUGGUUGGUGAACGGUAGGCCCAUCUAUCCAGACCUCUACCACAAGAUGCUGGUGCGGGAAAACGGCAUCCACUCCUUGGUCAUUGACCCCCUGACACAGAAUGACGCUGGCACCUACACCUGCAUUGCAAGCAACAAAGCAGGGCAGGCCUCGUUCAAUCUAGAGCUCCAAGUUGUGGAAAAACAGAUGAAACAACCUCCUCAGUUUGUGGAGAAGCUGCAAAACGUGGGGAUCCCCGAGGGGAGCCCCGUUAGGCUCGAGUGUCGGGUGAAGGGCAUGCCACAACCCAUUAUUUUCUGGAAAAAGGACAAUGACACCAUACCCAAAACAAAGAGCAGAAUGAGCAUGCAACAGGAGGCCACAGGAUACGUGUGUCUCCUCAUCCAGCCAACCGCCAAAGAGGAUGCUGGCUGGUACACCGUGUCGGCCAAAAACGAGUCCGGAAUUGCAUCGUGCACCUGCAGGCUGGACAUCUAUGCACAGUGGCACCAGAGCGUGCCUGCGCCCGUGAAGAAGACUCCACGCACGGGCAGCCGCUACGCCGUUCUGACAGGCCAAGGGCUGGACAUCAAGUCGACUUUCCCCACAUCGGUGACCGGCCCCUUCCUCUUCUCCAGUUCCCCUCCCGAGGCCACGCUGGAGAGCGACGAGCUGUAAAGCAGCGUCUCCUGAUGAUGGCAGGUCGUCACGGCGUGUGUGUGAUGCGUUUGACGUGAGGCACUCAGAGAAAAGGGUAAAACACCGUGUCGCCAUUCCGGUUUACUAAGGUCAUAUCACGAGUGUUUCACAACAAUUUUGCAAAGUCUUAACUCAUGAGCCAUCAAUGGAGUUGAAUUUGCCCUCCAAUUAUUCAAAUUUUUUUUGUUUGGUUUUUUUUUUUUUUACAGUUGACAAAGUUCAUCAUUGAAUUCAAGUAUCUCAUCUUUAUUGGAAGCAGCGCCUUUAUUUUCCCUUGCCGACCCGUAAUUUAUAUUACAUUUAUACAAAGGCUUUUAAAAUACGUUGUUUAGUCAAGUUUCUGCAUCAUUUCUGUAAAACGAUUCACCUUUUUGCACCGUGUUGUGAAUGCAUGUUGACGGCUACUGGUGUUCCAGAACACAUUCAUUUUGUUGAAACUGAGAAAGGAAGAACGUUUGUUUUGUAGUAAGGUGAGAGAUUUAAAAAAAAUUAUGGGCAAUGUCAUGAUUUAGUGCGUUUAAUAGUGAGUUUUAAAAUACAUAUGAUUUCCUGAUGUAAUGUUGCACACUGUAAAAUAGUUUUGU
Entelurus aequoreus (snake pipefish) is the source of this 4167-nucleotide messenger RNA. RefSeq names its product myopalladin-like. Bases 122 to 3562 code for a protein of 1146 amino acids. NCBI's taxonomy places the organism in Eukaryota, Metazoa, Chordata, Actinopteri, Syngnathiformes, Syngnathidae. The transcript has 17 exons. The record is from RefSeq and is a predicted model, not a curated record.